AUGAAUCUUUCGUUGGUCAACGGCUCUUCAGCUGUGACGAGAAAUCAGCGGGACGACUUCACCGCAGCCGUGACCAACAACGUGAUCGUCACCGCGCUCUGCCUCUCCAUCAACUACAUCAACGGUACUCUGGUGCACACCUUCAGAAAGCACCAGAUCUUCAACACAAACCCUCGUUACAUCCUGUUCAUCCACCUGGUGGUGAACGACAUGGUGCAGCUGAUCCUGUCCACUCUCCUCCACAUCAUCAGCUACGCCCUUCACACCAUCAGCGUGCCCUUCUGCCUCAUCCUGCUGAUCGCCUCCAUCCUCACCACCCUCAACACCCCUCUCAACCUGGCCGGCAUGGCGGUCGAGUGCUACGUCGCUAUCUGCAUCCCUCUCCGACACGGACAGAUCUGCACCGCCAGGAACACGUACGUCCUGAUCGCUCUGAUCUGGUGUGCCAGUGCGCUCUCCAUCCUGCCGGAUCUCUUCCUCCUGCUGGCCACGGAGCCGCUGAGCUUCUUUCACUCGGAAGUGAUUUGUGACCGAGAUAUGGUGUUCAGGAGCUCGUACAGCCUGAAGAAGAGGGACGCGUCACACAUCCUCUGUCUCGUCCUGGUUUGGCUCACGCUCCUCUACACUUAUUUCAGGAUUCUGUUUGCAGCCAAAGGAGCAACUGCUGACAUAAAAAAAGCCAGAAACACGAUUCUCCUGCACGGCUUCCAGCUGCUGUUGUGUAUGCUGAUGUACCUGAGACCCAUGUUCAUACAAGGUCUGCUCUACUUAGUGCCCAAACAGUACCUGGCCAUCCGCUUCGCACGCUUCGCCUGGUACGUCAUCGUGCAGAUCCUGCCACGGUUUGUGAGUCCCAUCGUUUACGGACUGCGAGACCAGAACUUCAGGAGGCACAUGAGACGGUACCUGCUUUGUAAAGUGAUCAUACGCAGCCGCACAGAAAAAAUGCAUCCACGUCAAACAUGA
Cottoperca gobio is the source of this 966-nucleotide messenger RNA. Its product is annotated as odorant receptor 131-2-like. Gene Ontology annotation, cellular component: membrane. The coding region runs from base 1 to 966 and encodes 321 amino acids. Gene Ontology annotation, molecular function: olfactory receptor activity; G protein-coupled receptor activity; odorant binding. Gene Ontology annotation, biological process: detection of chemical stimulus involved in sensory perception of smell; G protein-coupled receptor signaling pathway. The record is from RefSeq and is a predicted model, not a curated record. The transcript has 2 exons. NCBI's taxonomy places the organism in Eukaryota, Metazoa, Chordata, Actinopteri, Perciformes, Bovichtidae.